Molecule: messenger RNA, 1740 nt
Organism: Carassius gibelio (silver crucian carp)
Lineage: Eukaryota; Metazoa; Chordata; Actinopteri; Cypriniformes; Cyprinidae
Product: podoplanin
Exons: 4
Coding region: 202-762 (186 amino acids)
Source: RefSeq, a predicted model, not a curated record
CACACUAAUACACAUUUACUCUCUCUCACUUUGGCUCUCAGUCCCUCUGUCCAGACUGCUGCUUCAGACCUCACCGCCCUUUUCCAUUUAAACCAACUUUAAGCCACACUUCUGAGCGUGUGAGCCAGCAUUUCAUCCACAGCCUGCUGUACUUUCAGGAGUCUCUUAAUUUGUUAAAGUUUUAGUUGAAGAAAAUUGACCAUGAUGAGGAUCAUCCUGCUGUUACUGGUCACCCUGGCAGGGCCUUUCUCUUCCUUUACCCAAGCAAGUACUCUGGUGAUGUCAACAGAUGUUACUUCAGCUACAGAACCAAAUCUUGUCUCAGAUCAGUCUGAUUUCACACCCAAAACAGAGGGAUCAGCUACCCAAGCUGCGGUCUCAACGCCAACGCCUGCUCCUGAGGCUACAAAAACAGCGUCAUCAACAGAAGUGGUGCCAGUGGUUUCCACAACUCCACCAGUGAUACAAUCAGAACUCUCAUCAGGAACAACAGCCCCAACAGAUACAGCAAAUUCAACAGAAGCUGGACCUAAAGAGACGGCCAGCCCUGAAUCCUCUACUCUCAUUCAAGAGUCUGGAAGAGUAACUUUGAAAGCCGCAGAAACAGAAACUCCAUCAGAGUUUACAGAUGUUAAGGUGGAGGAUGAAGCUAUGGGCACAGGACAGUUGGUGGGGAUCGUCAUUGGCGCUUUGAUCGCGGUGAUUGUUGUCAUUGUUGUAAUCAUCUUGGUAGCCAAAAGAAAGGGCCAAUACUCCCCCUGAAAAGAAAGGCCUGACAGGAAGAAAAGAAGAAGUUUGGGAAGUUCUGAACUAUUGUUCUGAGGUUAAAAACAAUGCAAGCAGCACUCUCACCACCCAUCCAGGACGUACACGGGGCGCAGGAGAGUGCCCCAUCCCCUUUCCCAUUGAAAAGAUGCCCUCCCCUUUUUUUGUCCUCCUAAAAUCCUCAAUUAUCUCUCACCAGUGGGAGUUACAGUAUCUUUUUUUUUGAAAAUGCAUAUUAAUAUAAAAGGAGAUGAAUUAAUAUGUUUGUUAAGGGCCCAAUAAACAAAAACAAAGAAACAGCUGCCCAGGUAAGCAAAGGCUUGAAUGUUUUUUUUAUUCCACUGAGUAUCACGUACAGAAAAAAAAAAAAACCUAAUAGAAAAGGAUUCAUUUUCAAUAUUUAUCUCACAUAUUUUAUUACGUUUUUUUGAAGUGCAUUAAUACGGAGUGACUUGACUGUGUUGUUCUUAACUGUCACCCAUUCCAAAAGUGACAUCACUUCCUCUGGAACACAUCUUUUAUUGUGGGUUCCAAUCAGCUUAGCUCCAGCGCACAGCUGCUAUUGGCAUGUAUCUCUAAAAUUCUGAUGUUGCUCAGCCUGGACUAUAUCAUUUUAACAGCAUACAGACAUUUUGCGUGGUAGUUGUUUUUGCAUUUCUUUUUGUCAGUGUUAGGGUUUGUGUUUCUUACCGACGUUCUAGAGUGUUGCUAUCCUGGGCUUUGCUUUAAGAGAUCAGUGCAAUGAAUGAUGAAGAAGAAGUUUAAUAUUUAGAAGACACUGCAACUGUUUGCAACGAUAUUUGUGUUUUUUUUUUCUUCUUGCCAGAUUCCUCUUUAUAUCCCGUUACUCCGUGACUGCAUUUUCCCAUUUGAUGUCAGAAUCCAGUUAAAGCCGAGUGUUUGUCUUUGUAUUUUGAGGGUGGUGUUAUUUUUUUCUUAUUGUUGAAUCGGUUUAAAUAAAAAAGUUCUAAAGUA